Messenger RNA from Pelobates fuscus (common spadefoot toad), 5609 nucleotides. It is a transcript of the gene RIPOR2, whose product is annotated as RHO family interacting cell polarization regulator 2. NCBI's taxonomy places the organism in Eukaryota, Metazoa, Chordata, Amphibia, Anura, Pelobatidae. The record is from RefSeq and is a predicted model, not a curated record. The transcript has 23 exons. Bases 128 to 3406 code for a protein of 1092 amino acids.
CAGUGAGCCUGCUGGCAUAGAAGCCCAACGGAUGUUGCUGCAGUCAGGAAGCCAGCUCUGACACACGUUCUCCUCCAGCACUUCUGUGAACACUUCACUCUUUAAGGUGCUCUGGCUGACCGAAUACAUGGAGACUCCUGAGGACCAAAUCAGCCUCCAAGAAGAAGCCGAUGAUGUGUUUAGUGAAGGGCUACGUUUCAGAACCCCAGAAAUCAUGUCUGUUGGCUCGCAGGCUUUUCCUCCAGGAGGGCCAAAUGGGAUUCUUAGAAGUCAGUCAUUUGCAGGCUUCAGUGGGAUUCCGGAAAGAAGAUCAAGAUGUAAUUCUUUCCUUGGAAACUCUUCAGCACCUAAAAAGCCUCAAGCAAAGCAAAAAAAAAUGCACAAUUUGACCCAUAAAAACAAUAGCUCUUCCAAAGAGCCUCAACCAGAACGAGUAGAAGAAGUGUAUCGAUCCCUGAAGACUGGGCUUGAUGAGUAUCUGGAGGUUCACCAGACAGAGUUAGAUAAGCUGACUACUCAGUUAAAAGACAUGAGGAGAAACUCCAGACUGGGAGUUCUAUAUGAUCUUGAUAAGCAAAUCAAGACAAUUGAAAGAUAUAUCCGAAGACUGGAGUUUCACAUCAGUAAGGUAGAUGAGCUUUAUGAGGCGUACUGCAUCCAGAGGCGCCUACGAGAGGGAGCGUGUAAAAUGAAGCAAGCAUUUGCUGCGUCCCCUUCCAGUAAAGCAGCUCGGGAGAGUUUGUCAGAGAUCAAUAAAAGUUUCAAGGAGUAUACAGAGAAUAUGUGCAGUGUUGAAGCAGAGAUGGAGAACCUCUUAGGAGAAUUUUACAUCAAAAUGAAAGGUCUAGCUGGUUUUGCAAGACUUUGUCCGGGAGAUCAGUAUGAGAUUUUCAUGAGAUAUGGACGUCAGCGAUGGAAAUUAAAAGGAAAAAUAGAGGUUAAUGGCAAGCAGAGUUGGGAUGGAGAAGAAAUGUUCUUUCUUCCACUAAUUAACGGUUUAAUUUCAAUUAAGGUUACAGAACUUAAAGGAAUUGCUACUCAUGUCUUAGUUGGAAGUGUUACUUGUGAAACAAAGGAUUUGUUCUCUGCCAGACCCCAAGCUCUUGCAGUUGACAUAAAUGAUCUUGGCACCAUAAAACUUAACCUUGAAGUAACAUGGUGCCCAUUUGAUACAGAGGAUCUGACACCGUCUACAGGCAAUGUAAACAAAGCAUCCGCUGUCCAAAGACGAGUUUCUAUAUACAGCCAGGGCACACCUGAAACCCCCACGUUUAAGGAGCACUCUUUCUUUAAAUGGCUGAAUCCUCCACAAGACAGGCUUCGUUUGUCAAUUAUGGAUGCGCUUCAGGAGACUUUCUUUGACAAGCUCCGGCGCAGUCGCUCUUUUAGUGACCUACCAUCUCUCAGGCUGAGGCCUAGAUCAGGCCGAGAGAGAUACUCAAAUUUGCAAGAUGAUGUUUUUGAUAAUGAAGUGGACUCGGUUGAGAAGAGGACACUCUCUUUAAGUUUUGAUGACUUGCCUAAUGGUCAAUGCACUCCUCCAAGAUCGACUGCCUCUUCGUCCCUGGGCUACUCCAACCCUGAAAUCACUGUCACACCGCCAGAACACCUCAGUGACCUGUCUUCAGAGGAACCAGAACACUUGAGUGCCAGGUCUUCUGCUGAAUCAAGUUCACAAUCUCAAGACACACAGUCCCAUACAGAGCAUAUAAACGAAAAUGAGGAAGAUGUUGCUGGAGACAAGUCUGAUAUCUCUGUUUGCCAAAAUCCUGAACCUCAUGUGGAUAAUAUGUUCAUAGCUUCUAAUGACUCUGCUUCAGUUUUACAAGACUCCGAAGAGGCUUCAGAGCUGAAGCCAGUAGAGUUGGACAAUUGUGAAGGUAAUAUCACCAAGCAGCUGGUUAAAAGGCUUACAUCCACUGAAAUACCAGCUAUCUCAGAAAGGCUGCAGUCUGAUUGUUCCAUGGCCAGUGAAUCUGAGGCAUAUAGGUCCUAUUUAGAUGGAAGCUUAGAGGAGUCUUUGCAAGGCCUGCUUCUCACUCUGGAACCUUGCAAAGAUCAAUAUGCAGAAUAUCAGGAAUUGUAUCAAGAAAUUAUUCAUCUAGAGGAUGUUCUAAAAUGCAAAACAACUGUAAAUCGAAGCAGGUCUUCCAGUAUAAGUCUAACUGUUGAAAGUGCUCUAGAAAGCUUUGACUUCCUGAACACAUCUGACUUUGAUGAGGAGGAUGUGGAUGAUGGCAUGGUUUGUAAUGGUGGAGGCGCAGAUUGUGUAUUUUCAGAUACUGACGUGGAAAAGCCCAGUUGCAGAGCUGGACAUCCAGAGGCCCGAGGACAUCUGAGCGAAGCAUUAACAGAGGACACAGGAGUUGGUACUAGUGUUGCAAGCAGCCCUUUGCCACUCACUACCGGAAAUGAAAGUCUUGAUAUUGCACUGCUUAGACAUUUACAGUACAGUUCUGAGCUUAUUCAGCAAAUCCUUAUAUCAAAUCAGAUAUUGUUUGUCCUAAGAGACUUACUGAAGAAGCUUAGUAAGCAAUGCCAAGUGUUGAAGCAGUUGUCUGAAAUCAGCAAAGACAACAUGGGUAACAUGAAUUCUGUAUUAGAAGUCAUUCCUGGGUUACACAGCAUGCCAUCACUGUUAUCCCUAUGGACAAAAUGUUCCACACCGCAACAGGCAUACCACACGUCUGCAGAAAACAUGGUGAAGCAACUGGAUGCAAAUUUUGGCCAAACGGUAAAUGAGGAAUGUCCAGGGCUUGCAGAAACAGUUUUCAGGAUGCUAAUAGCACAGAUACUUGACAGAGAAGAACACAUGCUGUCCACAAGUUUGACUAUGGAAAUAAUUACAGUUUUUCAGUAUUAUAAUUUUUUCACAAGCCAUAACAUCAGCGAUCUUAAAAGCUAUUUGAUUCAGCUUUCCAAGGAAGCCUCGGCUGUCCAAAUGCUGAAGACAUCAAGCGACACAUUCUUGCUGCGUAACAUUACAGAUUUAACUGCAUGCAGUUUGCCACCUCGACAGGAAAUUCUUAGAGCUUUGACAUUGCUUCUCACAGAGAAUGAGAGUGGUGUCAGUCAAGCCCUGGAUGUACUCACUGCAGCUGCAUCUAAAUCAAAUCAAUUCAGAGAAAAGGCUCUGCUGUAUUACUGCGAGGCACUUACUCAGUCAGAGGUUGAUUUGCAGAAGGCUGCGUGCAUGGCUCUCCGAUGCCUCCAGGCUACAGAAAGCGUUAAAAUUCUGGUUACGCUCUGUCAAUCAGAUAAUAAAGAGAUCAGGGAAAUAGCAUCCGAAACAUUACUAUCUCUGGGAGAAGAUGGAAGACUUGCAUAUGAAAGACUAAAUAAUGUCCCCCCGGAGGUUCCCACUACAGGAGACCACCAGGAAGCUACUGCUGCCACAAUGUUUUAGCUCUUGCUUACCUCUGAAUGAUAACCAGUAUUACGAAUUGAUGCUGCCUUCAGAAAAUGGUGCUGUGUCAGAAACAAGUGGGUCAACUACAAAAGCCAUUAAGGAUUAAUUGGCCCACUGAUUUUCCUAUUACACCAUUUCAUAUUUAGAGCACAAAAUUAUCUACUUAUUGUCAUUUUGUCUAAUUUCUAAGCAGAGUGCGUAUGAUUGCACAGCGAAAGCCCAUCAGCUGAAUUAGAGUACCCUUCAUUUACCACAACACCUCUGCCUACACUUUUACUUUGUUUUUUUAAAGUCAUAUUUAGCUUGGCAUCUCGCAACUCCAAUGAGUAUUACUGGAAACAGUUGUAACAGUGUAACAAACAAUUCCUUUGAUUUCAUAAUUAUUUUAAUGCUUAGAUUCCAUUUAACUUUCUAUAGAUUGUGACAUUAUAUUAAAGAGUACAAUACAAACAGUUUUGUUCAAUAAAACAAAAUAAAUCACAAAACACGCAUUCUGGUUCUGUCAUGAAACACACAGAAAUCAAAUCAUAUACAUCUUCAUAUUACGCCUUCCCAUCAUAUUCUUUGUAUUAUGAUUCAUAAUAUACUAAAAAAUUAAGACUUGAUUUACAGUCUGAACUGUGUAUGUGCACAACCUCACCACAUCUUGCCUGAUGAGAUACAGAAAAUACUAUAGUUAACACACAUCUUACAAAUGCUGUUUAUACUUUCAGAGAAUGUAGGCUAUUUGUACAGAUACUAUUUGUCUUUACAAGUUGUGAACAUUGUAUCAUAUUCACUAUCUUUUAAUGUUUGGAAUCUUCUCUUUUAACAGAACCAGGGUUGUAUGCUUAUUUGAUCCAGUGAAUCUUUAACAGCAUUACUGUGCACCUGCCCAGGUGUAUUUUGGUGACUUGUCAAACUAUUUAAUAGAUUUGCUAUUUUUUUUUUUUUUUUGUACAUUGGCCCCAUUAUUGUCACUUUGAUUGGGGCAUUUCCUGGAAUUCCCUAAACAAUAACUUCUGUUAGCUCUCCUGGGAUAAGCUCUGCAGGCCUUUCAGUAUAAGUAGGGGAGGUAGGGAGCGGCACCCAGUGAAAUACCCAAGUAAGAAGUCAAACCGUUCAAAAACAGUUUGAUUCCUUACAAUGGGAGGGUGUCAGGGCAUUCCUGGAACUGCAAUCAUUAUAGUGAGUUGCAGUGGUUAUGGUGCUUGGAGUGUUCCUAUAAAUUAGAAGAUCACUUGACUUUCCCAACAAUACAAUUUCAUUAAUAGCAUAGUUUUCAAAAAUGCAACAAUGUAUCACGUGUAAUAGAAUAUCUGCAUCAUCUGGAACUUGACUCGCCCUUCUCCAACAAAAAGACAGCGAGCUGCCUUUUAAUGCUGUGUAUAAAAUAUGAAUUGUAUGACACGCCAUAUUAUGCUUAUUCAGACAGCCCUGUGUUGCUCCGAGGAAGGCUCUCUACAAUUUAUUUUACGUUGAAAUGCUUUUAGUUUUAUUCAGAAGCUAGAUUUGCUCUGUUUGGUUUCCUUAAGCAAUUGUUAGUAAUGCUUGUGAGAAUUUAAAUGUUUUAUUUAUAGAUAAUGCAGGAGUAGAUCAUAUUGUUUUGGGGUUCUUUUUUAAGCCUAAUAAGGAAGAGUGGAAACAGUAUUGCUUCUUUAGAAUGAUCAUCUAAAUCACUAGUUCUUAACCUUUUUUUCUUCUGAUACCUCAAGUAUGAACAGGAUAUUUGAUUGGUGACCCAUCUGGAAUUUUAAAAAAAUAGCUCAGUGACCUACUUAUCAAUUGCAAUCUUGGAUAUAAAGCCAACAAUUCUGCAAAACACCUUAUUAGACUUUAUCCAUAACAAUAUAACAAUAUAUUGAAAGCAGUUGCAUGAACCAUGAUAAAUGUUACGUCUGUGUUGUUUAUUGGGAGACAAACUGAAAUGUUAUGGAGACACAGUUUUGGUUCCGACUCAGGGGUGUUAGAAUGACUGAUCUAAUACUCUUAUAGUCCACCACUGGCAACAUGUUUUUUUCCAGACACUUAUUCGUGAAACAAGUUUUUUAACCAGGAGGUCUUCUAAAAAUGUAUAUUCAGCCUUCUUUUAAGUAAUUUCAUCCAUCAUUUGUAAUCCAUAAACUCCGGUGCAUGAAGAUAUAGACAGGAACAGUGAGGAGAAAAAGUAUUUGUUCCUCUACUUAUUUUGAAUGUUUUCCCACUGACAAAGAAAUGAUCA